This is a messenger RNA of Plasmodium gaboni, 636 nucleotides long. Its product is annotated as transmembrane protein Tmp21-like protein. Gene Ontology annotation, biological process: endoplasmic reticulum to Golgi vesicle-mediated transport; intracellular protein transport; Golgi organization. The coding region runs from base 1 to 636 and encodes 211 amino acids. NCBI's taxonomy places the organism in Eukaryota, Apicomplexa, Aconoidasida, Haemosporida, Plasmodiidae. The transcript has a single exon. Gene Ontology annotation, cellular component: COPII-coated ER to Golgi transport vesicle; Golgi apparatus; endoplasmic reticulum. The record is from RefSeq and is a predicted model, not a curated record.
AUGAAUAAAAUAAUUUGGUUGUGCCUUGUUCUAAUAUUUGAAAUAAUAGGAUAUAAUGGUUUAGAAGUAUAUAUAAAAAUGAAAGGAAAGAAAUUAAAAUGUAUAAAAGAAAGAAUAAAUAAAGAUACAUUAGUUAUUAGUAAAUUCAAAACAAAUCAUAAAAAUGCACUAGUAUCUAUAUAUAUUUAUGAUGUUGAUGUGAAUGAAAAAAAUUUCCAUACACAACCUAAAUUACCUAUAUUUGAAACUGUAAAUAAACAUGAUAUAAAAACAGCAUUUACAACAUUCUAUUCAUCAUCAUAUUCUUUUUGUGCUUACAAUAAUUCAGAUAAACUUAUAGAAGUUUAUUUUGAAAUCAAAUAUGGAACUGAAGCUAGAGAUUAUGCACAGGUAGCUAAAACUGAACAUUUAAAUCAAGGUACUUUAUAUUUAAAACAAAUAUUAGAUCAAAUGAAUAUUUUCCAUGUUAAUCUUAAAAGAAUAAGAUCAGAUGAAGAAAAAGAAAAACAUGCUCAUGAUAAAUUGAAUGAUACUUUAUUGUGGUUCUCUUUUAUUAAUAUUAUUAUUAUUGUCAUAGCUGCCAUUGUUCAGGACUUUUAUUUCAAAAAAUUUUUCACCUCAAAAAAGAUUAUAUGA